AUGUAAAGUAAUAGUAUUAUUGAUGCACCAAUCUAAAAUUUUCCAAAUAGGAAAUUUGAAAGAAUAAAAGUACUUGGAUAAGGUGGAGAAGGGACUGUAUAUUUAUGCAAAUCAAAAAAUUGGGGAAUCAAUGAUUAAAAAUAAUUUGCAUUAAAAUUUCAAUAUUAAUCUAAGGGUGAUGAAAUUUAAUUUAUUGAUAAUCUUAUAGCAUAUUAAAAUCAAUAUGAGAAUUUAAUUAAUUAAGGAAAAUCAAAUUAUUAAUCAUCUGGUUUAAUUAGAAUUUAUGAGAGAUUUUAAUUAAAUAACUAAGAUUUUAUAAUUAUGGAAGCAGGAGAAAUAGAUUUAUAUGAUUAUAUAAAAUAAUAAUAGAAUUUAUCAUUUGAUUAGAAAAUAAAGAUUUUAAUUUAAGUAUAAUAAUAAUAAUAAAUAUUAAUAGAUAACUUAAUCAAUAUAAUAUUUACAUUAAAAUAAUUUAAUUCAUAGAGAUAUUAAACCUGAAAACUUUAUUAAAGUUGCAGAUUAAUUUAAACUUAUUGAUUUUGGAUUAACAAAAUAGAAUUCAUUCAUUUUCAAAACUACUGGAGUAGGAACUCUACUCUUUUAGGCACCAGAAGUUCUUGAAAAUAAAGCUAAUUAUGAUUUUUCUAUUGAUAUUUGGUCUCUAGCAUGUGUUUUUUACGAAAUUCUUUCAGGUCAAGCUUUAUUUAAUGGUAUUAAUUAAAUUUAAAUAGGUGAAAAUUAAAAUUAAGUAGUUUAGAUGAUUUUAGGGUGCAAAUUAAAUUCAAAUUUUUUAAAUGAAAGAUUAAAUAAAGGAAACAUAGAUGAUACAUUAAAAGAUCUUCUAAAGUAAAUGUUAAAAUAUAAUUCUGCAGAAAGGAUUAAAUUAUAGAAAGUUUUGUCUAUACUGGUAGAUUAUAGUAACUCUAAAAGUAACAAUUAAUAACAAUAAUUUAAUAUAUAGUCAAAAUUCCCUAUUUAAUAAGACAAUAAAAUUUUAACCCCUUAAAAUUUUUAAUAGUUUGGAAACUCAAAUUUGUAAUAAAAUAUAAUUACUUAAUAAAUUUAAUAACUACAAGAACAAAUUACAGAUUUUAAUUGUUAACAAACAAAAAAUUAAAAAAAUAUUGAAAAUUUAUUAAUGUAACUUGUGAAUUAAAAAGAUUAAAUCCAAGAUAAAAUACAAAACUUAGAGCAUAAAAUAGAUGAUUUCACAUCUUAAAUAAAGAAAAAAGAAAGCGGGGAUUAGGAUUAAUACAACUCAUUAUAAAUAUAAAUUUAAAAUUAUGAAAAUUAAUUAAAAGUAAAGAUAAAUUUAGAACAAGAAAAUUUUAUUUUAAUUAAAGAUUAAUAAAAUAAAAUAUUAAAUUUGGAAUUAAUUUUAUCAGAAAUUGAAAAAAAACAUGAUAUGAAAAUUAUUCAGUAUAAGAAUAAAGUAAGUGAACUAGAGGCAAAGUUGUAAGAAUAGAUUAGUAAAGAUGAAUAACUAAUCAGUGUUUAAACAAAAAAUUAAGCAUUAAAAUAAGAUGAAGGAUAAGAUUAAGAAUACUAGAUUUUGAAUUCUAUAAAGGAUAAUUCUUUUUAGUAAACUUUUGAAUAAUAAGAUAACACUUCCUAAUUAGAACAUUAAUAAAAUGGGGUUGAGUUAAAAUUGAAUGGUGAAUAAAAAGAAUGUUAAUUAUAAAAUAAUUAGGAUGUUAAUAAAAAUUAAUUUGAGUAAAUAAAAUAGUAAAUUUAGGAUAUUUUGAGUAAAAUGUAAGUCAUAGAUUCAGAUAAAAUGAGAUAACAAAAUAAAAAAAAUUUGAAUAAAUAUUAAGGAAUAAUUGCUGAUUAGAUGGAAGAUCUCAAAAAUAAACUCUUUAAAACCAUAUUAUAAAUAAUAAAUACAUACGGAAAGGGUAAAAAUCAGCUUAAUGAUUUAAAGGCAUUAUUUUUUGAUAAAAAAAAGAUAAAUUUUCCUAAAUUGAAUGAGAUUAUUUAACAAAUUUAUUAAGAAAUUCAAACUUAGUAAUCAAAAUAAAAUCAGUAGAAUUUAAAUUAAAUAACUGAGAUAAAAUAAGAAACUAAGAUUAAAUAAGAACCUGCUAAACAAUAAAAUUAAAAUUUAACUAAAAGAAAAAAAUGA
Molecule: messenger RNA, 2122 nt
Organism: Paramecium pentaurelia
Lineage: Eukaryota; Ciliophora; Oligohymenophorea; Peniculida; Parameciidae
Source: the annotation of a GenBank genome assembly